This is a messenger RNA of Striga hermonthica, 267 nucleotides long. Lineage: Eukaryota; Viridiplantae; Streptophyta; Magnoliopsida; Lamiales; Orobanchaceae. The record is from the annotation of a GenBank genome assembly.
AUGGCGCAAGGCUCGUCGGGCAGCAGUAGCGGGAAGUGGACGAUUCAAGAGAACAAGGCAUUCGAGAAGGCCUUAGCCGUGUUCGACAAGGACACGCCCGACCGUUGGGCCAAUGUUGCUCGGGCUAUCGGAGGCCGGAGCCCAGACGAGGUCAAGAAGCAUUACGAGAUUCUUGUCGAGGACAUAAGCUACAUAGAAAGCGGCCGGGUGCCCUUCCCCAAGUACCGAACGACACGUGGCGACAUGGAAGUGAGACAGGAGAUCUGA